AUGAGAUCACUAACCGUUAGACAGAAAAUUAUUAGUGCUUCAAAAGAGUCGGACAGUGGGAUUAAGUAUGACGCCUCUUCAGUACAAAGUUUGUUCCUGCAUGCCGUGGAAACAGGUCUUGCUGACGAAACCAUUCGUGCAAAAAUAAGGCCACUCACUCAGAACCCAAAGGUCGCAGAUGAAGACCUCAUUGGAGCUAUGAGCCUAGCCAUAUCUGCAGAAGCAGAGCGAAGUAAUAAGUUCAAUCUUGCCAGCAAGGGGAAAUCUGUAAAGGUGUCCGCUAUGGAAAGUGCAGCUGAUUCUAAUACAAAGAAAGAGCUACAGAAGGACCAGCAGGUUCUAGCUACACUAAAAGCUGUGCAAGCAGAGUUGGCUACCAUGAAGGCAGAAGUUAAAAACCUGCGUGAAGCAGCAAGCAACCAGAAGGCAGACCCUAUGAUGCCUAGUCAUGCUGGGAAUGGAGUGAGAACUGGAGCAAGGCCACUUGGUUGCCAAGAGUGUAGGAGGAAGAGGGAAGGUGAGCGAUGCCCACAUUGCUACCUCUGUGGUGGCUUGUACCAUAUUGCACGCUACUGUCAGUCAAGGCCCAGAAAUUAUCCGGGAAACGCACCCAGGCUACCCCCGCGGGACAGGGAGUAGCCUCACCAGAAAAAGAGAAGUCCCACCAGUGUAGUGGUUGCCUGACGUUUGAUUGUCACACACAAUUAUUACAGUGUUCAGGGUGCCAGUCUGUUCGGUAUUGUUCUGUUCGUUGUCAGAAGGCCCAUUGGCCAAAACACAAAGUGUUGUGCAAAGCAAUCAAGAAACUCUCGGAGAGAGGAUCUUUUAAAGAAAAGGGAUUAGGAGAUGCCCAAGAUAGUGGUGUGUAUGCUAGCCACAUUUCACCAAGACAACAGGAGCGCAUAGCCAAACUGGUGGGAAAGAAGUGUUCAGUGAAGUGCUACCUGGACGAGAAGCCUACAGAAGCUUUAUGGGACACAGGGGCCCAAGUAUCAAUUGUUUCAGCAGACUUUCUGAAGAGCCAACUACCAGCAGUCCAAAUAAGGGAUAUUGAACAGUUACUUGGCACAGAUGGAUUCAUAAACUUGCAAGCAGCAAAUGGAACAGAUAUUCCUUACUGCGGGUGGGCAGAGAUUAGUGUACGAUUAGCAAAUGAAAAGGAGACGGAAGUAAGAGUUCCAUUCUUAAUAACAAGGGAGAACAUUGACCAACCUAUCAUUGGUUUUAAUGUUAUAGAACUAAUGGUCUGGAACACUGAAGAGGAAAAUGAUGAUGUUCUGCUUAACGGGAUGUCGAAAAGCUUUAAACUAAGCAAAAGCGGUGACACACAAGUAUUGAUCAGCCUUAUCCGUACUUCUAAUUCUGAUGAACUUUGUCAAGUUAAAUCUUCAAAGAAGCCACAGAUUCUCCCUGCGGGGCAGACUGUUCACCUACCGUGUCGUGCUAACACUGGACCAAUCCACCGUAAGACGCCUGUCCUGUUUGAGCCUGACGAGCUGGCUACUUGGCCUUCAGGAUCAGUACAUGAAUCCCUUACCACUGUGAAGGAGGGCAAUGCAACCAUUCUAUCAGUUACAGUAACCAACAACACUAACCACAACACCACCAGGCCUGGAAGAGUUGUUUUUUGGGGCGCUUUCAGCUUGUACGAUCAGUGA
Porites lobata is the source of this 1658-nucleotide messenger RNA. The record is from the annotation of a GenBank genome assembly. NCBI's taxonomy places the organism in Eukaryota, Metazoa, Cnidaria, Anthozoa, Scleractinia, Poritidae.